CAGUCUUCUGUGUGAACUUUAAGAAGAACAAUGAUUAAAAGGAAAAGUGGGGUUAACUAUGGAUGCAACAGUUACACAUUAUAGAUGCUUGUGGGGGCUCACAUUUCUCUGUUUCUUUCCUCCUUUUUCUCUUUUCCAAAUUAUCAAAAUUUAGUGUCUCUUGCCAGACAACCACAUACACAAUUGUUGGAGAGAGAGAGAGGAUAUUAAAGGUAUAUAUAUGGGCCUGAUUUUCUAGCAAAUAGCAAUUACCCCCACUUUACAUAUUCAUUCUGCUAGCUAGGCCUCAAUUCAAUAACAACGUGGAAGCCAUGGAAGCAUCUCAGCCUCUUUCCAUUGAAAGCUUUUCAUACAGUUGGUUAGUGAACCUGAAACCUUCUUUGGAAAGCCUUGACAAUUCUCUCAGAACCUCACUCGAUGCGUCCGAUGAAUCUUCCUUCAUCGAGAUGGACCCAACAAUGUCACCCUCUAAGAGAUUCUUUAUGAAUUCCCAGCAGGAUUUCAAAUUUGACUUCCCUGCUGUCUCCCAAUCUCCUCUCACCACUCUUGUUCAUGCUGAUGAGCUCAUUUCCAAUGGCUACCUUUUGCCGCUUUCUGUUGACUCAUUGAAGAACAUGGAGGCAUAUGAUCAUGAGGCCUCAAAGUCCACUGGUGCAAAUUUUCCGGCCUCUGCAUCACAUUCAGCAAGAGAUGUUGAUCCAACAGAUAAUUCUAGAGACUCCUCUAAUUCACUGAGAAGGUGUAGAAGAUUGUCGAGACGAAUAUUGGAGAAGUACUUGAAUUUUCUUAGGCCGUUGUACAAAAAGAUUAGAGGUGAUCAUCAUCAUCAUCAUCAUCAUCACAAAGCAAAUCCUAAAGCUGGAUUUAGUGCUGAUAAAAGGAGCCAUUCAGUGAAGAACUGCAGGGUGCAUUCAUCAGAAACUAGUCAAUCUCCCAGAAUAAGUGUAGCCUAUUCUGCCGAUGAUUGGCGGAGGUCUUGUGAUUCCGAGAGCUCAAUUUAUGAGGCAGUUCUCCAUUGCAAAAGAUCCAUAGGAAAUUAAAUGGAUUGAGGGAUGUGGUACAAAGCAAUGAACAGAAGAAGAAAGGGAGAGGAAGAAGAAUUCACAUGGGAAGAGAGGAAAUGAGAGGUCAUAAGUCCAGAAGAUCAUCAGCCACUUGUUCUUUGUCAUCUUCCUCUCUUCUGAAUAUAUAUUUCUUGGAUGAUAAUGUAAAUUAAUUUUUGUCUUAGAAUCUGUGUGGAUCCCGAGCUUAGGGAAAAUUGGGACAUCCUAAUUUUUCUUAAAGUCCCUUCCUUUCCAGUUCCUUAUUCCUGUAAUAUUAAUUUA
Molecule: messenger RNA, 1325 nt
Organism: Prunus dulcis (almond)
Lineage: Eukaryota; Viridiplantae; Streptophyta; Magnoliopsida; Rosales; Rosaceae
Product: probable membrane-associated kinase regulator 6
Exons: 2
Coding region: 312-1040 (242 amino acids)
Source: RefSeq, a predicted model, not a curated record